Messenger RNA from Manis javanica (Malayan pangolin), 2206 nucleotides. The record is from RefSeq and is a predicted model, not a curated record. NCBI's taxonomy places the organism in Eukaryota, Metazoa, Chordata, Mammalia, Pholidota, Manidae.
GACAUAUUAGUAAAGGUAUUGGAACCGAGGUAGAACGGAACUUCCUGUUCUCGCGGGAGCUAGAGGUGGGACUGCCACGUCUAAGCAAACGGGAAAAGGAAAGGAUACUGGAGCCGGUGAGAAUUCCCCGCUUUACCCUACCGUCCGUUCUUUUCAGGCCUUUUUGCCCACUUAGUGGGUCAUAGAGACGAGGACCCAGAAGGCCCGUAAAACGGACGACCAAAGCCUAGAGCGGUGUCCAGGGGCCCUACAUCCGGGAGGGGGUUCGGGAUAAAGAGAACGAGUCCUGGGAACAAUGUGGGUGGGGACAGAAUGGGGAGCGGCCCAUAGAAGUGGACGGAGGGCGCGAGCGGAGUAAAGAGGACCCCACAUAGGUAUAGAGUUGAAGGUCAGGUGGAAUCACUCUCUGUCCCUCUGGUCAGCGUGAUGGCCAGAGGCCUGGAGGUCCCCCGCUGGGGGGCCGUGGAACUGCUGAUCUGGGCAGCCUUGGGGCUGCUAGUGGCCGGACACGGAGGUCAUGGCGACCUGCAAGAGGACCUGCACGAGGACUUUCAUGGACACAGCCACAGGCAGUCACAUGAGGAUUUCCACCAAGGACACAGCCAUGCCCAUGGCCAUGGCCACACUCAUGAGAGCAUCUGGCAUGGGCAUACCCACGGUCACGAACAUGGACAUUCACAUGAGGAUUUGCACCAUGGCCAUGGCCACUCCCAUGAGAGCCUCUAUCACAGGGGACAUGGACAUGACCAUGAGCACAGCCAUGGGGCUCCAGGCAUCAAGGAGGAAUUGGACACUGUCACUCUCUGGGCCUACGCACUGGGGGCCACAGUGCUGAUCUCUGCAGCUCCGUUUUUCGUUCUCUUCCUUAUCCCUGUGGAGUCAAACUCCCCCCGGCACCGUUCUCUACUCCAGAUCCUGCUCAGUUUUGCUUCAGGUGGACUGCUGGGAGAUCAUGGACACACUCAUGGUCACGCACAUGGAAGCCAUGGACAUGGAAGACAGGAGCAUCCUUCAAAGAAGAAGCAGAGCUCAGAGGAAGAAGAAAAGGAAGGAGGGGGAUCACAGAAGAGAAGACCAGGGAGUACAGGGCCCAAAGAUGGGCCAGUGAGACCUGAGAAUUCUGAAGAUGAAAAAAUAGGUUCAGAUCUGCGUGUGUCAGGGUACCUAAAUCUGGCUGCUGACCUGGCACACAACUUCACAGAUGGUCUGGCCAUUGGUGCUUCAUUUCGUGGGGGUCGGGGGCUAGGGAUCGUGACCACACUGACUGUCCUGCUACAUGAAGUGCCCCAUGAAGUCGGGGACUUUGCCAUCUUGGUCCAGUCUGGGUGCAGCAAAAAGCAGGCGAUGCGUCUACAACUACUCACGGCAGUAGGGGCACUGGCAGGCACAGCCUGUGCCCUCCUAACUGAAGGAGGAGCAGUGGGCAAUGAAAUUGCAGGUGGUACAGGUCCUGGCUGGGUUCUACCAUUCACUGCAGGUGGUUUUAUCUAUGUGGCAACAGUGUCGGUGCUGCCUGAGCUGUUGAGGGAGGCAUCACCACUGCAGUCACUUCUGGAGGUGCUUGGGCUGCUGGGAGGAGUUGUCAUGAUGGUGCUGAUUGCCCACCUCGAGUGAGAGGUGGGAUAAACUGCCCCCACCCCAGCCCUGAACCUCUAGCCUCUUAAGUCUCCCAGGUCAGGGGGCUGUGGAAUUUGGAGGCCCUGCCCAGAGACAUCUGCCAAAGAAGUUCUAUCCUAGGAAAGUGGUGACUUUGGCAUGAGGGCCAUGGCAGUCCUACAAGGGGCUGCAGAGGUGAGAAUGAGAGGCCAGAGGGGCCAUAGUGUUGAGCAUGUGCUGACCAUGUUUUUGGAUUUGCGGGGCUACAUGGGGCCAUAAAAAAGAGGAGGCGUGAUGGCAGCCUACCCCUGUCCCGCUACUCAACCUCUUCACGGAGGACCAAGCUACUACACAGGCUUCUUCAGGGUCGGUCUGACUCUUUCCCACCUGUUAUUGGAAGUUUCAGGAAAGACCAGAGCCCUGGACAGAGUGUAGCAGGAGGAGUCAGGGAUGAUCAAUUAAAUGUCAAUCGUGUGUCCUAAUUUGGAAGUGAUUGGGGGAUAAGGGGGGCUACUAAUCUCAUGGCCUGAUUUUUUUAUUUCUUUUUAUAUCACUGAAUGGAAGGGGAGGGGUGGUGACCGGAAAUAAAGUCUUUAAAUCUUCCACCUCA